AUGGAUAUAAAUUGGGAUCACGAAUUAAGUGAAGUAAGCUGUAUUCAUUUAGGUGAAUGGAUAAUAAAUGAAUCUGAUAUUAUUUAUGAUACGACAACAACAGUUAAUGAUAAUAUGGCAAAUGAACCUAAAAAUAAUGAAGAACAAGGUUUACUUAAUGAUGAACAACUUAUUGAUGAAGAAGAAAAUCUUGAAUUAAUUAACGAUAGUUGGACAAAUGUCGUUGAGGAUGUUGUUGAUCCAACGGAACAACAAAAGUUAAUAAUCAAUGUUUUAACAAAAUGUCGUGCUAUUUCUAAAAUUGUUAAUAAAUCUUCUAUAAUAGCUGACUUUGUUCGUAAAGAGCAAAAAGCUUUAAAAUUAAAUAGAAGUGUUAAUAACGAUUGUCCAAGUCGAUGGAAUUCAACUUUCGUUUUAGCUGAUGCAUUAAUUGAAUUAAAAAUUGUUAUUAUUAAAUUAUUUAGUGAAAAAGAAUCAUUAGAUUUAGGUAAAGAACAAAUUAUUAAAUUAUCAUCUAUUGAAUUAAAUAAUGAAAAUUGGAAUUUAUUAUCAUCAUUACAGUAUGUACUGAAACCUUUCUUUUUUGCAACGAAUAUAAUGUCCGGAAAAAAUUAUCCUACCGUCGGCUUGUCUUAUUAUGCAAUUCACAAAAUUAAAUGGUUUUGUAACAAUAGUGAAAACUGUAAUGAACAAAUAAAAAGAUUAAAAAAGAUAUUACUUGAUAAAUUGAAUCAAUACUUUUAUUAUGAUGAUGAACAAUUACAACAAUUAAAAUGUUUUGCUUACUUUGAUCCAGCUGCACAUUUGUGCUUCAGUGAAAAAGAAAAACAUCAAAUAGAACGUUAUAUAAAAGAAUUAAUAACUGAUGACAUUUAUCCACUCGAUUUACCAUCAUCAACUAAUAAUUCAACAAAUUCAUCGACGAUUAUUAUAUCUUCAUCAGUACCAUCAAUAAUAACUGUUCAAACACCACAGCAACCAUUAGAAUAUGCUCGAUCAAAAUCACAUCCUUUUGAUGAAUUUGUCGCCGCGUGUGGCGAAGAAGACAAUAUGUUGGUUGGUAAUGUUAAAGAAAGAAGUAGACGUAUUUGUAUUAAUGAAGAAUUAAAACAAUUCAAGUUAGCUGUUGCACAAUUUAAUACAACUGUCAAACCAUCAUCAAAUUCAGCACUGCUAUUCUGGAAAACAAACAAAGACAGAUUGCUGUUAUUGUCCCAUUUAGCUAAAGUUCAUCUAAUAGCAUGUGCAACUAGUGUACCUACAGAAUCAGCAUUUUCAUCAUCCUCUUAUUUAGCACGAAAAGAAAGAAGUCGUAUUACCGGUCAGAAUUUAUCAUAUACAAUGUUUUUAAAAGAUAAAAUCUAA
Rotaria sp. Silwood2 is the source of this 1365-nucleotide messenger RNA. Lineage: Eukaryota; Metazoa; Rotifera; Eurotatoria; Philodinida; Philodinidae. The record is from the annotation of a GenBank genome assembly.